Molecule: messenger RNA, 777 nt
Organism: Clonostachys byssicola
Lineage: Eukaryota; Fungi; Ascomycota; Sordariomycetes; Hypocreales; Bionectriaceae
Source: the annotation of a GenBank genome assembly
AUGCGCUUCAACAUUGCCUUCCUCUGCGCCUUCUUAGGUGCCGGAACCCAACUCGUUGCCGGAACCCAACCCGCUGCCGCCGCCCAACCCGCCGCCGCCGGCCAAACCACUACCGCUAAACCCAAGUUGAAAUGGAAUAGACCAGAGGUCCAAGGAGUGGCUAUGUUUGUCGGAGCAACUUGCACUUGGGGGUCCGCUAUUUGCGACGCUAACGGCAAACCUGUCACCAAAAUAGUCGCAAGUGUCACAUAUUGCUGUGCCGUGGCCGCUUCCGCACAGGUUGCUUCCAGGGGUCCACAUUGGGAGAAAGCGGCUCAAAGCCUCGGACCAAAGGCCAAACUUGUCUAUGAUGCAUCUAGAAAGACUCUGACCAACGGAGGAAGACUUAUGGCUGCGUGUCCCGGGGGACUUUGUCGAAUGGUCCAAAUGUCAAAAGUCACUGGGGCCGUCGUCAAUGGGGCCGUCAAAGGGGUCAAUAACGUCAAAGUCGGCUGGGCAGGGGUUAAAAAAAAGACUAAACAGGCUGCCGUCAAGGUCAAACAGCAGCUUCAUAAGCUGCCUCGACCAGGCCGUAAAAAGCAACCUACCUCUUCCGGGGCUAUCCUUCCCUUAACCAACUCUCCUAGACCUAGACCCAGAUCUAUCAACGGUUUCCCUAAGCGCAGGAAUAAUCAACGCAAACAGAGACGCAGCAACUACAGGAAGAUGAAGCGCUCCUCGUCUCCAAGCAUGCAGAUUCGAAGCCGCAAGCCGACGAACAUAAAUAACUACUACUAG